UGAUCAUCUAAUUGUCCUUCUCUUGCACCUUUAAACCUAACCAGUUCACCUAAUUUCUAGUCUCUCUCAAUAAACAAGCCGUCACAAUGUCCGCAUCUCUCUUCCGCGCUACUCCGGUCGCCCGCAGCGCGCUGCGCGCCGCCAGUGCCGUCAAGCCCGCCGCUACCUUUGUCCGCGGCAAGGCCACUCUUCCCGACCUUCAGUACGACUACGGCGCCCUCGAGCCCUACAUCUCCUCCAAGAUCAUGGAGCUCCACCACUCCAAGCACCACCAGACCUACGUCAACGGCCUCAACUCGGCCCUGACCACCAUCGCCGAGGCCGAGUCCAAGGGUGACUUCACCAAGGCUGCCUCGGUCGCCCCUCUCCUCAACUUCCACGGCGGCGGCCACCUCAACCACACCUUGUUCUGGGAGAACCUGGCCCCCGCCUCGCGCGAGGGUGGCGGUUCGCCCGACGGCGCCCUCGGCAAGGCCAUCACGACUGAGUUUGGUUCUUUCGAGAGCUUCGUCAAGCAGAUGAAUGCUGCGCUGGCCGGUAUCCAGGGCUCGGGUUGGGCGUGGUUGGCCAAGGAUAAGGCCGCGAACGGCAAGCUGGCGCUGAUCACCCGUGCUAACCAGGACCCUGUUACUGGCAACUACGUGCCCCUGUUGGGCAUUGACGCGUGGGAGCAUGCGUACUACUUGCAAUAUGAGAACAGGAAGGCGGAAUACUUUGAGGCGAUCUGGAACGUGAUCAACUGGAAGACUGUUGCCAAGAGGUUCGAGGCUUAAGUUGUUUAUACCUUGGGGUGGAGUAGCAGAGGCGUUGUAAUUAAUGUGUUGCUACUAUGCAGAUGCUUGUGAUUAAGUGGUGGCUCUGUUGUGUGUGAUAUUAUUUUCAGUUACGAGAGGGUCACCAAGUGUCAUGUCAACGGUGCAGGAAGGAAUUUGACGGUGACGUUAGAGCGAGCUGCUAGCACGUUCUUGUCAAUCAUGGGUUCACCUCGACAUGGAGCUCUUGAGUAGAGACAAAAUCUGGACAUUUGGGUUUUACUACGAGAUAUUCGAUUUUAGCGCAAGGGGUACCCUGCUAUACAU
Messenger RNA from Neurospora tetrasperma FGSC 2508, 1079 nucleotides. RefSeq names its product superoxide dismutase mitochondrial precursor. The record is from RefSeq and is a predicted model, not a curated record. Gene Ontology annotation, molecular function: superoxide dismutase activity; metal ion binding. Gene Ontology annotation, cellular component: mitochondrion. The transcript is spliced from 2 exons. Gene Ontology annotation, biological process: superoxide metabolic process. The coding region runs from base 87 to 773 and encodes 228 amino acids. Lineage: Eukaryota; Fungi; Ascomycota; Sordariomycetes; Sordariales; Sordariaceae.